AUGGCUCAACCGGAUGUAGCUUCUGCUUUAGUUGCCUGGCUACCGCGUACUCUUAGUACGAUAGGUGAUCUUGCUGAUAGCGCCAUUUUGAUCGAAGUUGUUUGUGCUAUUGAUAAUAAGUUUUUCAAGAUUUCAAAUGAUACUCGCGAGAAUAGUUGGGUUCAAAGUUUUAAGAAACUCGAACAAAUGUACCAGCUUCUUAUACAUUAUUAUCAAGCGGUCCUUCAACUUUCCACUGUGAAUAUCGAUCCACCUAAUCUUAAAUCAAUUGCAAGAGAUGGAAACCUUGAGGAAACAAUAAAGCUGGAAAAUGAAUCAAAUAAAGCUCAUGAAGAAUACCUGAGACUCAUUGCGGAGAAAGAGACUCUCGAAAAAACUUAUUCAACUUUGAUGGACGAACACUCAGAGCUGAGCUCUAAAUAUGAUGAUUUACAAGUUUCGAACGAAGAACUAAGACAGAAACUUAGAGAGAUGGAAAGUGGUAAAGACUUCCACUUGAGAGCUGAAAUUGAUAACCUUCGGCAUGAGUUUGAAAAUCAACGUCAUGAGACAGAACUAUUGGUUGAAAGAAGCAAUAUUAGGAUAAACGAACUUACUAGACAAGUCAUUGAUCUCACGGAACAAGCUGACAAAGCAUCACAAUUAAAUGACCAACUAGAUGAACAUAGACAUACUGUAGAUAGGUUAAAGAAAGCUGAGAAUGUUAUUGAAAAAUAUAGAAAGAAACUCGAUGAGGCUGCAGAUCUUAGAAGAACACUUAAAGCUUUGGAACAGGACAAUCGUCAACUUGUCGAACGCAACCAAGUUGUAGAAGACGAAUAUCGCAAGGUUGCCGCUUACAAGUCUUUAAUGGAAAAUUAUAAGAAGCAGAUCGAUGCUCUUCAGGUUGAAAAGGCGGAACUAAUCACUCAAAAUAAUAAACUUGAAUAUGAAAAUAAACAUAUGCGAACAAAAAUAGAAGCUCAUGAAAUCGCACAAUCUCGUGACAUGGAAAGCAUACGUUUAUUGGAAGAUCGUGUAAGAGAACUUGAAAUGGGUGAUGAGGAUGAUAAUGAUAAACCAGACGGAGUAGUAAAUAAUGUUGAUCAAUCUAUUGGCGAUGAAAUUUCUGAUGCAUUGAAAGGAAACACAAUGACUGGCUUGAGAUUGAGAGUAAAUGAACUUGAACGAGAAUUAGCAAGGGUGCGUGAAGGUAAACCAGCGGAUGGAAAUGCAGAUGCAGAAUUAGUAAUAUUAAACCACAUGUUGGAGGAUGCCCAACGUGCCAAAGCUAAACUUGAAAAGGAUUAUGACAAAGUCCAGAAAGAAAAACUAGAAUUAGAAAGUGAAUUACGGACACAUCAAAACGGCAGUACUGCUAACGGUACUGAUAAACCUGAAAAUAGAAAGAGCAUUGACAGAGAGUUAGCGGAAACUAGGAGAAAACUUUAUGAGACUCAGCUCAAACUUACUCAAGCAGAAAAAGGAGAUGAAAUCAAUGAGGAUGAUCUUAAGAGUCAAAAUGUUCAAUUACAUCAACAAAUCGCGGAGAAAAACAAAAAGAUUGAAGCUUCCAAACAGCUCGUUAAAGGACAGCAUGAAAUAAUUGACAAUUAUAAGAGUCGUGAAGCCGCAAUUGAGGCUGAGAGGAAAGCUUACGCCGAAGAAAUCUCCCGUCUGAAGGUUUGA
Molecule: messenger RNA, 1668 nt
Organism: Racocetra fulgida
Lineage: Eukaryota; Fungi; Glomeromycota; Glomeromycetes; Diversisporales; Gigasporaceae
Source: the annotation of a GenBank genome assembly